Molecule: messenger RNA, 816 nt
Organism: Moesziomyces antarcticus
Lineage: Eukaryota; Fungi; Basidiomycota; Ustilaginomycetes; Ustilaginales; Ustilaginaceae
Exons: 3
Coding region: 1-816 (271 amino acids)
Source: RefSeq, a predicted model, not a curated record
AUGUGUGCACAAGGCGCUCGCAGCGAAUCAAACCGCAUCGCUAUCGCCGAUGCGAAUACCCAGUCGCCUGAUCCCGGUUGGGGAUUUGCGGAUUGGGUGCCGGUCUCGGACAAGACCGACAGCCGACGAGCUCUUUUCGGCUACGACGCGCCGAUGGCGUCAGUCUCUCGAGAUGAGUGCACCCAGCUCUCCUCGCCACGCGACACUGUGUCUCGCGCCCAUGACGACCACCACCGAGACACGCAACAAGAGACGCUGGCCCUGAUUCAGCCCUUCGGUGCCGACGGGGACGAGCAAGUCGGCCCGACGUGCUGUUACUCGAUCACGUCAACAUUCGGCGAGACGCCCGAGAUGCAAGCAGGAGAGUUCGGAGCAGAGUCGGCAUGGCUUGCACCCGAGAUGUGUGUGCACGAGGGCUCGCUAAUGGCAGCAUGCCUACGCGAAGGCAAGCCCUCCAAGAUCCCAUGCUUGGGUGACCCCACUCUGCUGCCGCUGCCAGGCGCGCCAGAUGCACGAGAGAGAGAGAGAGAGAUACAGUGGUCGGCUCGCCCGAUCCGACUCCGAUCUCUCACCUCAGGCGGCCACCCACUCGAGAUCCAGCCUGGCAGAAGCGAGUUGCGGUCUGCAUGGGUUUGCGGCUCGCCAAGGCACUCUGGCCCUUCCAAAGCACGCCGACACCUCGGCUGCUAUUGUACAGCACAAGGCGAUGUGCAGCUUCAUCGCGAUCGACCUUUCCUUUUUGGGAUGCCACCCGUCCUUUUCUCAUUCCGACCGCUGGCAAGGAUCCGACUCGUUCCGUCGCCGUCGUCUGCGUAG